This is a messenger RNA of Dictyostelium purpureum, 2838 nucleotides long. RefSeq lists its product as uncharacterized. The transcript has 2 exons. Gene Ontology annotation, cellular component: nucleus. NCBI's taxonomy places the organism in Eukaryota, Evosea, Eumycetozoa, Dictyosteliales, Dictyosteliaceae. The record is from RefSeq and is a predicted model, not a curated record. Bases 1 to 2838 code for a protein of 945 amino acids. Gene Ontology annotation, biological process: base-excision repair. Gene Ontology annotation, molecular function: double-stranded DNA 3'-5' DNA exonuclease activity; DNA-(apurinic or apyrimidinic site) endonuclease activity; phosphoric diester hydrolase activity.
AUGUCCACAAAUAAUAAUCAAAUUAAUGGUGAUGGCAACAUGGAUACUAUUGAUAGCAUUAUCUCAACACAAAAUAAUCAACAUUCUACCCAAAAUCCAUUUUCUCCACCAAAUACUCAUCAAAACACCCACACAGAACACCCAAAAACUACUCCAAAAUUUAAUAAAUCUCAUAACCCAAACAACUCUUUUAACAUUUCAAAAAACCAAAAUUACAAAAACAAAAAUUAUCAUUCAAACUCAUCAUUUAUUUCAGACCCAAAUUUUAAAAAAAAAAUUUUAAAUAAUAUUAUUAAGAAUAAUGAACCAAUACUAUUUUUUGAACUACCAACUACACAUCAUAACAACAUAACCAACAUAAUCCAAAACUAUACUGGUGCGCCUGAGGUAAACCAAACAAAGGAUAAAAUUAUCGCAACAUUCACAAAUGAUCUGUCAAGAGACAGUUUCCUGAAAAAUCUUUCAAAUCAAAACAUUAUCAAAAUCAAAACUGGUAAAGAAAUACUAGAACUUAAAUUCACAGUUCCAGAACCAUUUGGAUUACAACCAAAUAAUAUAUCACUUUAUACUGAUUUUGAUGCAAUUUUAUCACAACUUCUACUAAAAAGAAUAAAUCCAACAACACUCAAAUACAUCACCCAUAUAAACAACAUUCAAACCGAUAAAUUUGACCAAUCGAUCAUUUUCAAACAUCUAUCACUAAAAUUUAAUUCAUGUUUAGAAAGAUCACUAUUCCUUUUUCACAACAACUGUCAAAUAAACACUGGAUCAUCAGAUCUCCCACAUUACAAAGAUUUAACAAUACCAAAAAAAGAAUUCCAAUUGUCAUAUGAAGUUUCAACACCUCAAAACAAUAAUAUGGAAAUAAUACUACCUUUGUUUAAUAAAAUCAUAUCUGUUAUCCCCAACUCUAAUUGUGAUACAUUUUUCACAAAAAACAACAACCAUCACUUCACAUUAAGAUCAACCUACUUAAAUCAUGGUCCACUAUCAAAUUUAAACCAAAACACCAUAAACUUAGAUGAAUGUACAAUCAAUAUUGAAUCAUUCAUCUACACUGCAGACCAACAUGUUCUACUUAACAAGUUCUCAAUCUGCAACAAUCCACUUGACCCAAGUAAGCGAUUAAAACUCGAUUUAUGGUUAUCCCAUAUUGGUUCCAUUAAAUUAAACAAUGAAAUUAUAUCUGCAAUUUCAUUUGUUCCUACCACCAAUACCACUCUACCAAACACAUUACCCACCACAUUACCUACCACCUUUAUUAAUAAAUCAUUCGAAAACGAAUGCUCGCAUUUAUUAAAAAACCUAAUUAUCCAAUACCAAUCACAACCUCAGAUUGGAUUUAAACCUAACAUUAUAUGCAAUUACACUGAUAUUGAAGACUUUUUACAUAUAAAUAUAAAAAUUAUAUGUUUACAAGAAACUAAACUAUUUACUCGUGAUGAAAUUAAAAAUUUAAAUAACUUAUUUGAAAAAACUGAUUUUACUAUCUUCUUUUCUUCAAUUGAUCAUAUUUAUAAAAAUGAUAUUUCAACACUAAAUACUAAACCUAGAAAUUCAUUAAAUAAUGAUGAAUUAUCUAUAUUAAAUAAAUUUGAAAAUAAAGAAUUAUCAUAUAAAGCACAAUCAGGUGUUGCUACUAUUAUUCAUAAAAACUUACUAAACAAUUUAAUCCAUAAUGACAUCGUCAAAGAUUCACAAGGUAGAUUACUGUUUCUACCAUUCAAAUUUGAUAAUGGCAAACUGGGCAUAUUAAAUUGCUAUGGUGAAUCAGAAGAAUCAAAAAAAAAUAACUUUUUUAAUAUAAAAUUAAAAAAUUGUUUAAACAAAAUCAACACAAACUUCAAUUUAGAAUCACCAGAAAAUAUUAUAAUACUAUCCGGUGAUUUUAAUUCAUUUUACCAACCUAAUUUUGAUAAACUAUCAAAUCUAAACAAUCACGUUAAUAAUGAUUCAACCGUCCCUUAUAAUAAAUUUCUUGAAGAUAAUAAUCUAAUGGACUUUUAUCAUGAUUUUAACACUAACAAAGACUAUACGUGUAUAACAAUUAGAGAUGAUUACACAACCAAAUCAAGAAUAGAUGCACAUCUAUUAGACAUAAAAAACAGACAUUUAAUAAAUUCUUAUAAAAUUUUAUCACAUUCAAAAAUAUCAAGUGAUCAUAAACCUGUUAAAAUAUCUAUUAACAUUAACUUUAUAAACAAUGAAAAUCUAAAUUCUACAAUCGAAAAUAAUAAUAAAAAUUUUAUUAAAAAACUUUUACCAUAUGAACAACAAGAUUUUAGUGAAUUCAAAAAACAAUUAUCAACUGAUCUAAUCCAACUGGAAACUGAAUCAGAAAAUUUAAAUUCUCUAAUUGAUCUCCAAAAUCUUGUAAAUAAAUUCACUGAAACUAUUUUAAAUUCAGCCAACAAUAAUUUAAAAUGGACUAAACCACCAAAAGAAAAAAAUGACAUAUUCUUAAAAAAUGAUUUAUUUUUUAAAAAAAUCAUUAAUAAACUACAUGAUUGUUACCAAAUUAUUGAUUCACUAAAAUCAAAAAUAACAAAUGACAUUCAAUUAAAAAUUUCUAAAACAAAAAAAAAAUUACUACCAAAAUUUGAUAAACUACAAUCAAUAAUAAAUGAUACCUUAACAGACCAUAACGAUAACUGGUUUGAAUUUAAAUAUUUCUGUACAUUAAGUACAUCUCCUUCUACAAAUGAUAUUCAAUUAAUAGAUAAUAUAUUAAAAUCAUUAAUUGAAAUUAAAAAAUAUAUAUUCAAAACUUAUAUAAAAACAAAAAGGAAUCAAAUUAUGAUUCAAUUAAAAAUUACAAAGAUAAACUUGAAAAAUUAA